Molecule: messenger RNA, 1392 nt
Organism: Cladophialophora psammophila CBS 110553
Lineage: Eukaryota; Fungi; Ascomycota; Eurotiomycetes; Chaetothyriales; Herpotrichiellaceae
Exons: 2
Coding region: 1-1392 (463 amino acids)
Biological process (GO): fungal-type cell wall biogenesis; carbohydrate catabolic process
Molecular function (GO): mannan endo-1,6-alpha-mannosidase activity
Source: RefSeq, a predicted model, not a curated record
AUGCUUCGAUCUCUCGCUUCUUUUAUAACCACUCUCGUUUCCUUCCUAUCACAAAAUGCUGCUAGUAUUGCACUUGAUGUCCAUGAUACGCAAUCCAUUCUCGAGGCGGCGUCCUUGACCGCUCGCAACGUGGUUGACUUGUAUAAUGGCAACGAGACGGGAGGCAUCUUAGGGAAAUGGCCAUUCCCGCCCUACUACUGGUGGGAAAGUGGCGGCGCAUGGGGCGGGUUGAUGGAAUACUGGCAUUACACUGGGGAUGAGACCUACGUCGAUGUCAUGCAAGAAGGGCUGAUUGUUCAACUCGGUCCUAACAAUGACUUUGUCGUCCCUGCUGAGGCUUUCGACACCGGGAGCGACGACCAAGCCUUCUGGGUCUUUGUGGCCAUGUCCGCUGCCGAAUACUCCUUCCCUCAACUACCUGCGCCCUAUCCAUCCUGGCUCCAGAUUGUCAACAAUGCCUGGGAAGACUACGUUUCUCGCUGGAACUCUUCAUUGUGCAACGGAGGUCUAAAAUGGCAGUUCAAUCCUCAAAAUGCAGGCUACCACUACAAGAACAGCAUCUCGAACGGCGCAUUCUUUCAACUCUCGGCAAGGCUGGCAAGGUUCACUGGCGAUCAAACAUACAUGCGUUGGGCAGACACAAUCUGGAAUUGGGCAUCAGGAAUUGGCUUGGUAGACAAUAUCUACAAUGUAUUUGACGGAACUGAUGAAAUGGUCAACUGCACUGGAGUCGAUCACCAUCAGUGGACUUACAACGUUGGAGUCUUCCUCUACGGUGCUGCUGUGCUGCAGAACUACACUGAUGGUUCCUCGCCUUGGAUUGAGCGCACAGCUGGCCUGCUCGACUCUACAAACACAUUCAUCAGUCCUUUCCGGAAUGCAUCCAAUAUCCUGUUCGAGGCUGAAUGUGAGAUCUCCAUGACCUGCAAUGUCGACCAGCUGUCCAUGAAAGCAUACCUCAUUCGGUGGAUGGCUGCGACGUCAAAGAUGGCGCCUUUCACAGCAGGUCGAAUUGGUGAGGUUCUGCGAGCUUCCGCCCAAGGUGCAGCAGCAGCAUGCACGGGGGGUGCUAACAACACCACCUGUGGGAGUAAAUGGUAUGUUGAUGGAUGGGAUGGGACAACAGGACUCGGUCAACAACUCUCGGCGCUGGAAGUCAUGUACGCUCUCUUGGUCAAUCAGACCAACCCGCCAGCUACCUACCCAAAUGUCUCGAUCCUGCCCGCUCCACCUUUGCCGACAAUCACCGUCACUGCCACAGAAGGGCUUCCUACGGCCAGUGGCGUCGCCCGCCCGCUUCACGAUGGAGCAGCAGCAGUCAUACAAUCCAAGGCUCAGAAUAAGAUUCGACCUCUUGUUGCUGCUCUUUUCACCUCACUGACUGUCACGUAG